AUGGUGCUGCUGCCGCUGCGGAAGAAGCUGGCACGCCCGGUCCUCGGUUCGGUCCAUUUCAUCGAUAGUGGGGCGCUGAUGUCGCCGGGAUGUGGAUACGUUCCGGCGCGCUACUCGCUGCCCCUGUUUCUGUGCAAAAAACUGACCAUCCCCUCGGAACCGGCUCGCUCGAACGCCGCAAUCGAACAGACGAGGACGCAGGAACGGGAAUCGAUCCUGAAACGUAUGGCAUCGUAUCGUGAAGUGACGCGAACCGCUAAAGAUGCUACUUGUGGCCUUUCGGGUAUGUUUAAGCGUGGCUUCCGGACGUCCUGCUACCGAGCCGAUGUGGAUACGGCGGCCAAGUUGGUCGGUGCGAGCCUGGCAACGAUCGGUGUCGCCGGUUCCGGUGUUGGCAUCGGGACGGUGUUCGGUUCGCUGAUGCUCGGUUACGCCCGCAAUCCACCGCUGAAGCAGCAGAUCUUCUCGUACGCCAUCUUGGGCUUUGCACUGUCCGAGGCCAUGGGAUUGUUCUGCCUGAUGAUGGCCUUCCUGAUGCUGUUUGCCUUCUAG
Molecule: messenger RNA, 552 nt
Organism: Anopheles darlingi
Lineage: Eukaryota; Metazoa; Arthropoda; Insecta; Diptera; Culicidae
Product: ATP synthase lipid-binding protein, mitochondrial-like
Exons: 3
Coding region: 1-552 (183 amino acids)
Biological process (GO): proton transmembrane transport; proton motive force-driven ATP synthesis
Molecular function (GO): proton transmembrane transporter activity
Source: RefSeq, a predicted model, not a curated record